UUAACCCCCCACUGUCUGUGGCACGAGUCGCCCAUGCUUACGUCAUUUGUCAAAAAUCUAACCUUACAAUUUGAUAUUUUUACAAUAAAUUCAAAAAUCGGGCCACAAUGAGUAUUGCGGGCCCCUUCAGACUAUUAACUUAUUGCCGACAACAAUAUUUACGAUUUCAGUUGAAUUAUCCUCGAUGUAAUUACGCGAAAAAAGACACUGGAAGCGUUAGCAUGAUUGGAGGUGCUCUGAAGAAGAAAAAGUUGGGUAAAAUGGGUCCUGUGAUAGAAAAGAAGGUUAUUCCGGUCGAAACAGACCCCCAGAAACUUGUAAAAUAUGUUUGUGGAUCAAAUAUUUACACCACUGGACAAGAUAUUGAAUUAAAGCCCGAUAAUGAGUAUCCUGAAUGGUUGUGGAGUAUACGAACGGGGCCCCCGACGCCACUCGAAGAAUUAGACCCCAAUACCAAAGAGUAUUGGAGGAGGAUAAAGAAAAUGGCAAUGAGACGAAACAAUAAAUUAGCACAACUUAAGAAGUUUUAAUUAGAGAAAAGUAAUAAAUGAGUCUAAAUUAAACGUAA
Messenger RNA from Tribolium madens (black flour beetle), 568 nucleotides. RefSeq names its product 39S ribosomal protein L54, mitochondrial (gene mRpL54). Gene Ontology annotation, molecular function: structural constituent of ribosome. Gene Ontology annotation, cellular component: mitochondrial large ribosomal subunit. The coding region runs from base 108 to 530 and encodes 140 amino acids. Lineage: Eukaryota; Metazoa; Arthropoda; Insecta; Coleoptera; Tenebrionidae. The transcript has 2 exons. The record is from RefSeq and is a predicted model, not a curated record.